Messenger RNA from Bombus terrestris (buff-tailed bumblebee), 1425 nucleotides. It is a transcript of the gene Svip, whose product is annotated as small VCP/p97-interacting protein. Gene Ontology annotation, biological process: negative regulation of retrograde protein transport, ER to cytosol; positive regulation of autophagy; negative regulation of VCP-NPL4-UFD1 AAA ATPase complex assembly. The transcript is spliced from 4 exons. Gene Ontology annotation, cellular component: endoplasmic reticulum membrane. The coding region runs from base 275 to 523 and encodes 82 amino acids. The record is from RefSeq and is a predicted model, not a curated record. Lineage: Eukaryota; Metazoa; Arthropoda; Insecta; Hymenoptera; Apidae.
ACUAGAACUACGGUCGUGAGCAUUCUCAUUUCCUCUCUGAUAAAAAAUUUUAGUUUAUUUAAAGUAAAAUUCUUAGACUCAACGUGGAAUUGCUGGUAUCAUAUAUCAGAAAGGAAAUCUUACAUAUGUCAUUGCAAAUGAUUUAGUGAUAAUUCUACAAUAGGUUUAUUUGUUUAUUGAUUGAAAAAAAUACAUAUAUACAUAUAUCCUGUUCAACAUGAAGAGUCAGUAGAGGUACAGACGUAUAUGACUGUAAAAACUAAUUGCAUUUAUCAUGGGAAAUCUGUGCUUAUCUUGUUGCAAAGAAUCAUCUUCGUGCGAAGAUUUAACACCAGAUUUGGAAACUAGGAGAAGGAAGCAAAUGGAAGCUGCAGAAAGAAGAAUUGCUGAACAACAAAAUCGAGGUAUUAAAAAUACUGAUGCUGUUAGAAGGCAAGAAAGGCUAGAUCAAUUACGUGAGAAGCGCCAAGAAGAAGUUGGCAAUAGGAAUAUGCAAAAUAAUUUAAAGUGGCAAAUUAGUUAAUCAUAAUCCUGAAUGGAAUUUGCUGCAAUAUUCAAAUUUUCAAAAAUAUGCAAGUUGGAAUUAUUAAGAAUAUAUACAAUGUACAAAAGGUGUAUUUUAUAUGGUACUGUUUAUUGAUAGAAAUCAAAGAAGGUAAUGUAGGUCUGCAUUAUGCGAAAUAUAAAUAUUUAAAGAUAUAUACAUUUGCAUAUAUAGACGUAUAUCUGUUUUCAUAGAUUAUGUUUUUUAUAGUGCCUUAAAUAUUUAUAUUAAUUAUACCAAUAUUUUCUAUGAUAUAUAAUUAAAAAUGUAAUUGUAAUAUGUGACUAAGUGUGUCACAAAAAUAUAUGCUAUAUUAUGAAUAAUUAUUAUUACAUCUAAUCUAAUGAUUUUUGUUUUAAUAUUACUUAUAUUUUUCAUCCUGAUAUAUAUUUAUAUAUCAAUAUCACAAACGUCUGAUGUUUUAAUAAUCUAAUUAAUGUUUGACAAAACAAUAUAUCUUAACUAUAUAUAUAUAUAUAAGAUCAUCAUGAUCAAAUUCUUUAUAUUUUGUUAUUAUUGUUGGAUAUACUUUUAUUAAGAUUGCAUAAUAUUCAGCACACACUAGAAUAUAUUUGUUCAUAUUUAUUCAUGUGGCAUAUUUAAUAAGAAAAUUAAAAAUGAAAGUCACUUGUAAAAUUUCAUUUGAUAAUAAUAAUACAUACAUGUGGUUGUGUAAAAAAUACAAGGCUAAUGAUACAUAUAAAACUAAUUUAUAUUUAUUUUCUAUAAUGUGAUAGAUACAUUGAAAAUGAUGUACAGUGUAGGCUGGCUGUAAUGUUAGUAAUCAUGAUAAUACCUGUCAUUAAAUGUAAAUGUACGUUUAUGUAUAAAUAAGUUUGUUAACAGCAUAAGUGAAAAAAUAAAUGUUUAAAUGAAGAAUA